This is a messenger RNA of Mizuhopecten yessoensis (Yesso scallop), 675 nucleotides long. Its product is annotated as complement C1q-like protein 4. Gene Ontology annotation, molecular function: protein binding. The record is from RefSeq and is a predicted model, not a curated record. The coding region runs from base 97 to 618 and encodes 173 amino acids. The transcript has 5 exons. NCBI's taxonomy places the organism in Eukaryota, Metazoa, Mollusca, Bivalvia, Pectinida, Pectinidae.
CCUAUCGCCCAGCUGUACAAUUCACACGACCCAUGACUUACGCACCGGUUUUUAUCGGUCCAUAAUACUUUCUACUCCAGGCAUCAUCCGAACACGAUGAUUUGUAAGGCAGCAGUCGCGUUUCUUGCGUGUCUUGUGUGUGCGGAAAGUUUCACACCCUUAAAUAUCCCAAAUUAUUUUCCACCACCUUCUCGGAGAGCUGGCGGCAGCAGUAAUACAGUUGUUGCAUUUUCUGCCGGACUUACCAAUACGACUCAGUCACAUGUUGCCACCAACGUAACGUAUGACAGAGUGUUUGUGAACGGAGGAAACGGGUACAACAACCAAACAGGAGUCUUCAAGGCCCCUCUUGGCGGGACCUACGUGUUCAUGUUCCACGCUCUUUCCCAAUCCAACCAGCCACUCCGGCUUGAUCUCUACCAUAACCUUGAUUACAUAGCAACGGGAUAUGCGCACGCAGUUCAUGAUUACGCCACGUCAAGCAAUGCUGUCGUCCUAACCAUUGAUAGAGGAGAUGCUGUGUAUAUCCAGGCCAGGGGAGAUAACUUUGUGUACGGUCAGCCCGACGAAGUAUAUUCAACUUUCAACGGUUUUCUUCUGUUUCCAUCAAAUUCAUGAUUGCUAUAUUGGAAAUGUCCCCAAAGCUUCAAAUACAGCUUAUUAAACCUUGCUUAC